Molecule: messenger RNA, 1833 nt
Organism: Malania oleifera
Lineage: Eukaryota; Viridiplantae; Streptophyta; Magnoliopsida; Santalales; Ximeniaceae
Product: tubulin beta-2 chain
Exons: 2
Coding region: 120-1571 (483 amino acids)
Biological process (GO): microtubule cytoskeleton organization; mitotic cell cycle
Cellular component (GO): microtubule; cytoplasm
Molecular function (GO): GTPase activity; structural constituent of cytoskeleton; GTP binding
Source: RefSeq, a predicted model, not a curated record
CCCACCCCACUUCUCCUUCAUCCCCUCCUCUUCCCAGCCCCCCAAUCUGUUUCGAUCGAUUCUCGCUUUUUCUUUUUCUCCGAGAAACCCUUUUCGCUUUUUGUUUGAUUCUUGCGAAAAUGCGCGAGAUUCUUCACAUUCAAGGGGGGCAAUGCGGGAACCAGAUCGGAGCCAAGUUCUGGGAGGUCGUCUGCGCGGAGCACGGGAUCGAUCCCACCGGAAGGUACCAAGGCGAUUCCGAUCUUCAGCUGGAAAGGAUAAAUGUUUAUUACAAUGAGGCGAGUUGUGGGAGGUUCGUCCCUCGGGCUGUGCUCAUGGAUCUUGAGCCUGGGACCAUGGAUAGUCUCAGAUCCGGCCCCUAUGGUCAGACUUUCCGACCCGAUAAUUUUGUUUUCGGCCAGUCCGGUGCCGGGAACAAUUGGGCGAAAGGCCAUUAUACUGAAGGUGCCGAAUUGAUCGAUUCUGUGCUCGAUGUUGUCCGCAAAGAAGCAGAGAAUUGUGAUUGCUUGCAAGGUUUUCAGGUUUGUCAUUCUCUGGGAGGAGGGACCGGAUCUGGAAUGGGGACCCUUUUGAUUUCGAAGAUCAGGGAAGAAUACCCAGACAGGAUGAUGCUCACAUUCUCCGUCUUCCCCUCCCCGAAGGUCUCCGAUACAGUUGUCGAGCCUUACAAUGCAACUCUCUCUGUUCACCAGCUUGUGGAAAAUGCAGAUGAGUGCAUGGUUCUUGACAAUGAGGCUCUCUAUGACAUUUGCUUCCGAACUCUGAAGCUCACAACUCCAAGCUGUAAGAAAAUUCUAGUCUAUUUUCGGCUGUUGCUCUAUGUAGGCUUCUUAAUUUUCUUCUUUGCCCUUUGUAUCAACAUUAUUAAUUUACCCUGUGGUUUUGUUCCGUGCGCAGUCGGCGAUCUCAACCAUCUGAUUUCCGCAACUAUGUCUGGAGUCACCUGCUGUCUGAGAUUUCCCGGACAGCUGAACUCCGACCUCCGGAAGCUCGCUGUCAAUCUCAUCCCCUUCCCUCGCCUCCACUUCUUCAUGGUGGGUUUUGCUCCUCUCACCUCCAGGGGUUCCCAGCAGUACAGGAACCUGACCGUGCCUGAGCUCACCCAGCAAAUGUGGGAUUCAAAGAACAUGAUGUGUGCUGCAGACCCCCGCCACGGCCGCUACCUCACUGCCUCAGCCAUGUUCAGGGGCAAGAUGAGCACCAAGGAAGUGGAUGAGCAGAUGCUCAAUGUUCAGAACAAGAACUCUUCCUACUUUGUGGAAUGGAUUCCAAACAACGUCAAGUCGACGGUUUGCGAUAUUCCACCGACGGGCCUUAAGAUGGCAUCGACUUUUAUCGGGAACUCGACAUCCAUACAAGAAAUGUUCCGCCGGGUGAGCGAGCAAUUUACGGCCAUGUUCAGGAGGAAGGCUUUCUUGCAUUGGUACACCGGAGAGGGAAUGGAUGAGAUGGAGUUCACGGAGGCAGAAAGCAACAUGAACGAUCUGGUUUCGGAGUAUCAACAGUACCAGGAUGCAACUGCAGAUGAGGAAGACUAUGAGGAGGAGGAGGAAGACAUUCAUGACAUGUGAUGGUGAUGAUGAUGAUGAUGAGUGAUGAUGGUAUAAUAUUUAUAUAUGGAUGGAGGAGGAUGGUGAUGAAGGAAUGGAUGUAUUGUGCUGCAACUUUCGGUUGCCAGUGUCUGGCUAGAGAAUUGGGUUUCCGUUUCUUUCCAGGGUUCAUGUUAUAUAUAUGUGGUUUCAACUUCUUAGUCUGGCAUGAAAAAAAACGAGGAAGAAAUUGUCAAGGUAGUAUGUUUUGACAAGCCAUUUAAUGAAGUUGUUUGUUCUAUUA